AGUCCUGAGAGUUUCUCAGUCGCAAGAAGAUGCUGUUGCGUGUGAUCAUUUCAGCACAGGACAUUAGAAAGCUCCGCUUGGACUCUGUUCCAGAUUCGGUUGAUGACCUGAAACUGGUGUUGAAAAACAAACUGCAGUUACGCUCUUCAUUUGACCUUCAAUAUGAAGAUGAGGAUUUCAAAGACUUCUGCAACCUCACGUGUGUUGAUGAUCUACCAAAGGACAAGGUGACAUUGCAAGUCGUUUUCUGCCCUGUCUCUUCAGACUCAAGUUUGGACACUUUUAGCUCUGCUGUACCAUCAUCUCUGGCAGCAUCCUCUUUAGCUCAUUCAUCAUCUCCGACGACAUCCUCUUCAUUGAGCAGCCAAACAGAGUGCUUUGCAGGUCGGCGUUCACAGCAAUGGCCAGCUUAUUUUCCCAUUCCCACCUUCUCAUAUGAUGUUGAGCUGAAGCUCUGGCAGGGCAAUGAUGCUUUUAGAGAAAGUGGAGCACUUAUAUCCAUUUCAAGGGACAUGAAGUCUCAGAUUCUGCUCAAACUUGCUGAAACAAUAUAUUCAUUCAUGACCUACCCUACACUUGAACAUUUUGGAUGUGUAGCUAAGGCACUUGUUGAAAAACAUCCUUGCCUUACAGAACCUGGCUCCACAUCUGGAUGGUAUGGAUGGAAACAUAGCAUAAAGUUCAAGAUGGGCAAUUACAGACAGAAAUUGAAAGGUGUGGGCUGCCGAGAACUGGAGGUUAAUUCUGAGAAAAGAGGUGCUGGGGACACGCGAGGGAAGAGAAACAAAGUGAAGAAACCUAGACGGUCUGAAACAAAUUUUCUUCCAGAUCUCCCCCAGGGAAGAGACAGCAGAAGUCUUGAAGAAGAUCGAGAAAAGAUGGUCCAGGAGAUGAAAAAAACAACCCCAAACCUGGCCUACAUCGAUGAUGCAAUGAAUGCCACAUACGCACUGAGAAGACAGGAGAUCGUUGAAGAGGAGCCACCUGUGGCCGAAAUGAGAGUCAGAUGGCCUGCCCUUUUUACUGAAAGACAGAUUGCCAAGGAAUUCACCAGGCUCACUUCAAUGGACAUCAAUAAAUUCUAUGAGGGUCUGGACAGCCAUCUGCAUAAACUUCUUCAGUUAUUCCGGUUGAAGCACUUCGAGGAAGUUCAAGACAUGACAUCCUUAAUGGAGAGUCUCGACAAGGAUGCAUCAAACCAAAGGAAGAGAGCAGCAGCUUUGCAGGGACUGCCAUGGUACAUGAAGGAAAAUCCUUCUACAUUGAUGAAGAGAUGUGAGCCAACAGAUCCUGGGGAGGACUUCAUCAAAGGAAUGGUGAUUGGAAUCCUUUUGGUUGUUGAAGAUGUGAAAGAGCCCCUUCCAGUUUCCUACAACGAUGUUGCCAUUGUCAUUGAGGAAAAGAUUGUCAUGCGUCAUCUUGGUGAUGUACCCAACGCUUUUGUGAACCUGAUGGGCCUGCUGUACAUGCUGAACCUUGACUAUCCAAAAGACAUGAAAUAUACUUUUGAGGUGAUUCAGCGCCUGUUCAUGGGAAUCGGGUGUGAGAUGUGCACUCCCAGGGUUCACUCUCUAAAGAAUAAACUGCUCAGUUAGAGGGAUGGCUCAGGAGGAUGUUUCUGCAUUUGGCCAUGAGGAAGAAUUCUAAUUUUCUUGCCAUUUGCUAAAAAAGUUUGUCGAGACAAACUUAAAGUUGGCUCAAGAAAGCCGGACCAGAAACUUUAAAGAAGUUUGUUAGUUUGAAGUUUAAAUUAGUUUAAGUUAGCUUAAGUUAAAGUAGUUUAUAGUUUAAAGUUUAAAUUAGUUUGAAGUAGAUAGAUAAACGAGUUUGUUAGUUUAAAUUUCACACACAGGCACGCUCACUAACUCUCUCUCUUUCACACACACACACACAUGCUCAUCAACUCACACACACACACGCACAUACACUCACACAAGCAAUACAAAUGUAGUAAGAGGAAAUGUAAAGCCUUUCUGUGGGUCACAACAGUUUAUGUUUUUAUGUUCUAACAGAUGUCUAUUGCUCUCUGUGGAGGAAAUGUCACUUGCAGACACUAAAUUGUAUUUUAUGUUGUAGAGCAAACAUGAACAGAGUGGAGAUUUCUGUAAUGUUUGAACGUGUUCAUUUUCUGGCUGACAUUUGAGCAAGUUUCUCAGAGAUACAUUUUUUUGUUUGUUUUGUUUUUACAAAUCUUUCUGCAAAUUACUGCAGCAACUCUGAACAUCCACAACAAUUGACUCAGUUGAAUUCGGAGAGUUAUUGUUUUUCCCCAAAGGAAGGCUGCACUUAUUUUUAUGUAUUAUAUUAUUAUUUGUGGAACAGUGUAAUUUCAGUUAGUAAGCAGCCCCAAGCAAAAGUGUGUUAGAGAGUGUAAAGGCAAAAUUUUGAACAUGUCCCAAGGAAGGUCUUUUUUUUUGAUGUCUCAAUUUUAAAGCAAGGCUGGGUGAAGUUGGACUUGUUGGGGUUUUAAUAAAGGUCCUUAUUGAAUUGGA
This is a messenger RNA of Paramormyrops kingsleyae, 2492 nucleotides long. The record is from RefSeq and is a predicted model, not a curated record. NCBI's taxonomy places the organism in Eukaryota, Metazoa, Chordata, Actinopteri, Osteoglossiformes, Mormyridae.